Molecule: messenger RNA, 658 nt
Organism: Numida meleagris (helmeted guineafowl)
Lineage: Eukaryota; Metazoa; Chordata; Aves; Galliformes; Numididae
Gene: C5H10orf53
Product: chromosome 5 C10orf53 homolog
Exons: 5
Source: RefSeq, a predicted model, not a curated record
AUGUCACAGACAGAACAGCAAAAAGAUAGCACAGUCUCAGAUACCUCAGUGCACACAUGCAGCACAGCUGUCCUGCAAGCAGAUGGACACCAGCUGAUUCUAGAGGAGAUAUCAGACUGGGAUACUGUAGAACUUAAAAUGUAAAUGGAAAGAGUAAAUGGAGAGACUGUAUUUCACUGCAACAUCUUUGACCUGGAUUUUGGAGGUGAUAGCAAGUUGGAUCCACUUUGUGAAGAAGCUAGAAAAGCAGCGUUAAAUGCUUACUGAUUUACAGAAGGGAAAAAACCAUACACAAAUUUGAAGUAGGCCUUUUGGUUUGGUACCCAUUUCCCAACCACUACCUGUGAUGAGUUGCCAUGGCACUGGCAGGCAGCUGGGUAUUUGAAGGAGUAGCCACUUGGACAAAGAUAAUCACAGCUGUUUGAGAACAACUGAACAAGCAGACCUAGCCUGCAAGCCCUCUCUGCAGUGACUUUCAGCCAGACUACUGUGAUGAAGUCAAAUCAGGAGAAAGAAAACAGCAGCAGCACAUUAUUCCAGUAGUAACUCCAACUAAAUUGCUACGUGGCUUUUAGGGUUUGACUAAUUGUCUCAUUAAGACACAUUUCUGAUCACUGAAAUGGAUCUCAAGUAUUUUUAAUCACUGAAAAAACUGUAA